Messenger RNA from Sturnus vulgaris (Common starling), 327 nucleotides. Its product is annotated as prolactin-releasing peptide. Gene Ontology annotation, molecular function: hormone activity. The record is from RefSeq and is a predicted model, not a curated record. Lineage: Eukaryota; Metazoa; Chordata; Aves; Passeriformes; Sturnidae.
AUGUGGCAUCCAAUCUCCUGGACACCACGUGCCCAGUGGUCACCAAACCACUUAAAGCUAGUCACUGUGUAUGUUCUGAUGCUCUUGGUGUCGCUCAGCUUUGUGUCGGGACAGAGCAGGCCAUUUAAACAUCAGAUAGACAACAGAAGCCCUGAGAUCGACCCUUUUUGGUAUGUAGGCCGUGGUGUUCGCCCCAUCGGUCGCUUUGGGAAGAGGCAGCUGAGAAGCAGCCGUGGCAGCCUGAGGCCUGUGAGCAGACACCUGGAUUUCAUCUUGAAUGCUUUGUGGGAGCAAAAAUCAUUGGACACAGAGGAUGGUGAUUGGUGA